AUGGAAAUGGCUGAAGGUAAGAGUAUACCUGCAGGCAAAUCAGGCCACCUCCUGGAAAAAGUCUGGCACCUAAACUUGCUAGCAAGAGAUGUGCUUUUGAAAAGCGAUCUGGAUAAUGAAGGUAGAGUGGAGUACAUGCUUAGACUGAUCUCUUUAACAACAGAGCUGAGCAGAUCUCUCAGGCAACAGCUGGAGAACAUUACAGAAAGAAUUCAAGACACCUGCCACUUGCUGAGUGCUCUCCAUGACAAACACAAUGAAUUGCCUGCAAGUCCAGAAUACAAUGGAAUUAUAGAUUGUCUGCAGAAAGUGAAGGAUUGUUUGAUAAAUACAGUCUCACACCUUCAAGAGGCAGAAAAUAAACUUUAUGCUGCUAGCUGCAGACAAGAUGAUGAUUCUCAGAUCCAGACUGCUCAAAAUGCUUCUAGAGAAACAGAUGUGUGUUGUUCUGAAGGAGAAGCAACAGAGUCUGUGCAAGCAUCUUCUAGUCCCAGUCAGCAAUCCCAAAGAACUCCUUCCCUGAACAAGACAGAAAGUCAGAAUGUUCAUCAAAUCCAGCCAACUGAAAUUAGAACCGUGGAAAAAGAGGUUUUUGCAUCAUUAGCUGAAAACAUAUCUGCUCGAGCACAGGACAUUAGCAGAGAACCUCCAAUGAAAAAGGAAGAUGGUGAACACAGACUGCUAAUGAACCCUGUAACAGACAAAAAAGAUUGCAAUGGAAAGGAUAAACCUCAUGGAGGUAGCUCUGUUACUGAAAGGUCUCCAGAGCUGGCUUUUCAAGAUGCUUUUAUGGGCAGUGAGGAAGGCAUUCUGUCUGGGACAUUGAAAGACAGAACUGUCGCAAAUCUUUUUGAACAGGAAAAAAAGGCAGUAGUCAAAGAAUCUUCAAAAGGGGUAGAAAGUGAAGAAUAUAAACUGACAGAGCAAACAGAAGACAGUAAAAUGGAAACAAAUCAUGAGAUUUGUAGGAAUGACCUAGUUACCUUCACAUCUUCAGCACAAACAUGUGAUCUUACUGCUGGGAAUCUUUCUAUGAAUGAUUCAGAAGAGGUACAAAAAUCUAGGCACUGGAUGAACAAACAAUUUCUAGUGGAAGAGAGUGGUAAGAAUAAACAUGAAGUAGCUUGUUUUAUUAAAGCCCCUGCAACUGCUCUGGAGAAUCUGAAAUGUAAGAUAGUCAAUGACACUAGUUCCUUGGUGGUGGAUGAUUUUGAGGAGCUGGUCAGCAAUGUCAUCAGUAUUGAAUGCUCUGAUUAUAAGAAAACAAUCCCUUUCCCUAUCAACCUUGCAAUCCCAUUUACUUCGUACUUCAGAGGAAAUUAUCGGGAGAUUAUGGUGAAGGUGACCAAUGUGAACUUUCAAUCAAACUACUUAACUCCUAUUUCUUUGGAGAGAUACCAAGGAAACCAUAAGGAAACCUUUGUGGAAGUGAAAAUUUAUCAGCUGGGUGUUUUUUCUGUGUUGUCAUGCUUAAAGAAAGAAACAUUUACUGUUCCAAAGGUAGGACUCUCACAAAAGCUGAGCGUGGAUUCUAGAAUCUCUUUCUAUUACCCUCCAGAAACAUUCAGUUCUCCAGCACCCAUGCAGUUAAAGGUUCAGCCAAUUGAACCAUCAUUGGUUUCCAUAUUGAAAGCAAGACACGAUAUGUACCACUCGGUGGUAUCUACUAGUGCACUGGUUUAUGUCCAGCAUCCUUCAGCCCAACCAUUGAACAGCUCAGUCACUAUCACUCUACCCUGUCCUCCAAACCCAGAAAAAAGAAGGCAAGGAGGUGAGACAGAACAUGCAAGAGCCAAUAGUGCUACAGUGAAGAGGGUUGCUAUGGCAUACCAUCCUUGGGCUGUGAGUGCUUCUGUGAGAAAAAAUGGGGAGAAUCACAGUGAUACUUUGAAAUUAUUAGGUCACAGAAACAAAGAAGAGGGAUGGAAGGUGUUUGAUGAUGUUAUUAUCCAGAAUGCACGGAAUGGGCUUGUAUCAUUUGAACUAAAUGAGCAUUUAGAAAGCUUUGUGGUCAUUCGCUUUUCGUUCCUCUUGGAAAACACAUAUCUUCUCCUCUUUGCUCAGGCUCUGGAAGAAGCUGUUCAUAGCACAAUGGCUAAUGUGAUACUGUAUCGGAAAAGAGAGAACCCAUAUAAAAUAGUAGUUUUGCUCUCUGCAUCCAGAGAAUUGACCUGUGAACUUCAAAAUCUCCAUGAGGAGGGCUACUUUGGUCCCCCAGAACCUACACAACAUUUCCCAUUAAGAGAAGGAGAGCAGAUUCAUUUUAGAUUUAGAGGCAAUAUUUUUGCUUCAGAGAAUGGAAAAGAUUUUGGAAAAGUCUACAGGCUGAUUUUUCAUUCACAAAGAAAACCCAGGCUGGAGCUCCAAAUUAAAGAAGUGGAUGAAUUUGGUAACCAUAGUUUACCUCAUUACAAAGGAACAGCAGUGUUUUAUAAAAUUACCAGAGAGAUGAUAACCAAGAAAUGGGAACAACCCUUGCCAUAUGGUGACUAUCAACACCAGUCUCCACUGUGUAAAUUAGCAAUAACAUUACCAAAGAUACACACAGGAAUCACUGAUGGAGCAGUUCUGAUCCAUCACCAAUGUGGGAGGGACCCUCAUAAUUUUGCUUAGCAGGUGAGGGACCCUCAUCCAAGCACAAGCAUGGAAAGAUGUUUAGCAGAAGGUUUUCACCCAGUUUCUCUCCCCAAAUGGUAUGGCCCUGAGAAAUUAUUUAAGUUUCAGUUAUAUAGUUCUUGUAUCCUUGUCUUGGGAAUGCAGAACUGCAAAUU
Messenger RNA from Pelecanus crispus (Dalmatian pelican), 2771 nucleotides. The record is from RefSeq and is a predicted model, not a curated record. Lineage: Eukaryota; Metazoa; Chordata; Aves; Pelecaniformes; Pelecanidae.